AUUUUACACAAUAAAUAUCCGCGCAAUCAUCGCGCUGCGAGUCGGAUUCUGUCAAGUGCAAACUUCCUUUCCUUCUGUAAAGGCCUAGAAAUAUCGACCAAAGAUGGAUAUUCUGACUGUUUUGCCCUCAAAUUUUGGGUAUGUUAUAUUCACGUAUCUGUACAGCUGGAUUAUGCUCGGGUAUCUCGCUGUAAAAGUUGGAGCAGCAAGGAAGAAGUACAAUGUUAAGUAUCCAUCGAUGUACAGUGACAAGGAGCAAGUAUUCAACUGUAUCCAGAGAGCACACCAGAAUACCCUUGAGGUGUAUCCUCAGUGGCUUGUUUUCCAGACCAUUGCAGCCCUUGUCUACCCGUUGUCAGCGUCAGUGCUGGGGGCCAUUUGGGUGACCAGCAGGUUUUCCUAUGCCUGGGGCUAUUACACCGGAGAUCCUGCCAAGAGGAUGAAUGGUGCCUAUGGCUACAUUGGAUACUUCGGGGUCAUCCUUCUUUCCAUAUCUGUUGCCUUGCAGUUGCUUGGCGUUUUUUAAGAUCAUUCUCAUCUCUUACCAUGUACUGUAACUGAAAAUAUCACUGAUUUAAUUUACCACUAUUUUGCAAUGUGACAGAGUUCCAUUAGAUUGCAACAUUAAUUCCAAACCUUUGCUACUACCAAAUAUGCUGUUGUGAUAUGCUAUGUUUUAUUGACUGAUGACAUAAUGAAUGCUUUUUUUAACAUAAUGUUUUCCUUGAUAUUCUCUUCAUAAAUAUAAAAUAAAACACAGUGCUUUGUUUGACCAUU
Molecule: messenger RNA, 777 nt
Organism: Doryrhamphus excisus (bluestripe pipefish)
Lineage: Eukaryota; Metazoa; Chordata; Actinopteri; Syngnathiformes; Syngnathidae
Gene: mgst3b
Product: microsomal glutathione S-transferase 3b
Cellular component (GO): membrane; nuclear envelope; endoplasmic reticulum
Molecular function (GO): glutathione peroxidase activity; glutathione transferase activity
Source: RefSeq, a predicted model, not a curated record